Messenger RNA from Cyclopterus lumpus (lumpfish), 1590 nucleotides. RefSeq names its product sorting and assembly machinery component 50 homolog, like (gene samm50l). The transcript has 15 exons. The record is from RefSeq and is a predicted model, not a curated record. Gene Ontology annotation, cellular component: SAM complex; outer membrane. Gene Ontology annotation, biological process: mitochondrial respiratory chain complex assembly; protein insertion into mitochondrial outer membrane. Lineage: Eukaryota; Metazoa; Chordata; Actinopteri; Perciformes; Cyclopteridae. The coding region runs from base 139 to 1551 and encodes 470 amino acids.
GAUCUCGCCAACUGUCAUGGCGUCUCCCUUGAAGGGGGUUUGGUGCUGGAGAAAGUAGCCGCUGUCAUUUAUCAAUUUUCUCGCUCGUGCAGUGCAGCUAACCCCGACCGAAGAGGCUUUCAGGAGCGGGUAUUUACCAUGGGGACCGUCCAUGCUAAGAGCCUGGAUCCUCUCCCGAUGCAUGGCCGGGACUUGGGGGUCCACCCCGACGACCUAGUGGAGCCUCCGGAACCGGAGCAGGAGUCCAAGCAGGAGAUCCUCGAAAACAAAGAUGUGGUCGUCCAGCACGUCAACGUCCAGGGUCUUGGGAGAACUAAAGAGGACCUGCUCGGCUACGAGAUCUCUGAGGUUUUCCACGCCAAAAACCUCAUCGACGUGAUGAAAAAAUCUCACAUCGCCAGACAGAGGCUGCUCCGUCUGGGCAUCUUCAAAGAGGUGGAGGUUCUGAUCGAUACGUCGGAAGGUUCGGACGCUUUGCCCAACGGCCUGGAUGUAACCUUUGAGGUGACGGAGGUCAAGAGGCUGACGGGCAGCUACAACACCAUGGUUGGCAACAAUGAAGGAAGCAUGGUGCUGGGUGUGAAGUUGCCCAACACGUUCGGUCGAGCAGAGAAACUCACCUUCCAGUUCUCCUACGGGACCAAGGAGACGUCCUACGGCCUGUCCUUCUUCAAGCCCCAGCCGGGCCACUUUGAUCGCAACCUCACCCUCAACAUGUACAAAGUCACCGGUCAGUUCCCAUGGAGCUCCUUAAAAGAGACCGACAGAGGCGGAUCUGCAGAAUUUAAUUUUCCUCUGGGGAUGACCAACCACACGCUGAAGUGGGAGGGCGUGUGGCGGGAGCUGGGCUGCCUGGCACGCAGUGCGUCCUUCGCCGUGCGCGAGGAGAGCGGACACUCGCUGAAGUCUGCCCUCUCGCACACUGUGUCAAUCGAUUCAAGGAACUCCGCCAUCUUCCCCAGCCGGGGUGCCUUACUCCGGAUCAACCAGGAACUGGCGGGGUACACAGGAGGAGACGCCAGCUUCCUGAAGGAGGAUUUUGAGCUGCAGCUCAACAGACGGCUCUUCUGGGACUCGGUCUUGUCUGCGUCUCUGUGGGGGGGGAUGCUUUGUCCCAUCGGAAGACAGCCGUCCUGCAUCGCUGACAGGUUCUACCUCGGGGGUCCCACCAGUGUGCGAGGAUUUGGGAUGUACAGCAUCGGGCCGCAGAGUGAAGGUGACUAUCUGGGUGGAGAGGCGUACUGGGCAGGCGGCCUGCACCUCUACACUCCGCUGCCCUUCAGACCGGGCAAGGGAGGCUUCGGAGACCUUUUCAGAACGCACUUCUUCCUCAACGCCGGCAACCUCUGCAACCUCAACUACGGCGACGGCCCCCGAGCACACCUCCAGAAGCUGGCUGAAUGUCUCCGCUGGUCGUACGGAGCAGGCAUCGUUCUGCGGCUCGGCAACAUCGCCAGACUGGAGCUCAACUACUGCGUUCCCAUGGGAGUCCAGAGUGGAGACAGGAUAUGUGACGGUGUCCAGUUCGGAGCAGGGAUUCGCUUCCUGUGACCUCAUCACUCCACUGCCCUCGGCGCUCCAGCAGAGGCU